Papaver somniferum (opium poppy) is the source of this 904-nucleotide messenger RNA. RefSeq lists its product as uncharacterized. Bases 156 to 500 code for a protein of 114 amino acids. The record is from RefSeq and is a predicted model, not a curated record. Lineage: Eukaryota; Viridiplantae; Streptophyta; Magnoliopsida; Ranunculales; Papaveraceae. Gene Ontology annotation, cellular component: membrane. The transcript is spliced from 3 exons.
AUUUGAGCUAGAGAAAGAACGUCCUUAAGCCAUCUAAUAGAUGGCUGGGCUAUGAACCUUAUAGGAUUCUGAAGCCCAAGACAGAGCUUCAAGGCAAGUUCCAGUUCCAUUAACGACUAUCUUGGUCACAGAUUUACAGUUCCAGUGUUAGAUCUAUGGAAGGCAGCGGAGGUUAUGUAUGGGCAGUAUCAGCUGGAUUUAACGCUGCCCUAGCUGCAAUUGCUGCCAAAUUUAUAUCUUCUCAGAUUGUGAAAUAUGGGAUGGUUAUAUUCUUCAAUGUGAUAAUGUGGUGUUGUUAUGUAAACAGUUUGAAAGCCCUUUCAUCACUUCAAGCUACCGUGACAAACUUUGCUACUAACUUUCUCUCUUCCGGUCUAGCAGGUUUUUACCUUUUUGAUGAACCGCUAUCUCUUAAGUGGUUUGCAGGUGCUCUAUUCAUUGUACUUGGUGUCUUUGUGUUGAGCAAAUCUAGUGUAGAAAAGAAAGAAAGUGUAGACUAGUUAGUAGUUUGAUGGUGCAUUGGUGCCGAUAUCACAACCUUUUGCUUGUUGUAUGAAAUUCACAUCCUUGACUCCCGGUUUGUAUUAUAUGUAUUUUCUUUUUAUGGUGAGACUGAAGGAUUUCUGUUAACUAUCCCAGACAGACACACAUUAUUACUAGAAGUCUAAGUGAGAAAAGAGAGCAUUCACAAUCAAAGCUUUCCACUCAAAAUGCCGGAAUCGUCACGCAUUGGCUGAUGGCAAUGCAGUUGAUUGUCCAUGGAACUUCAUGUAGAAGUUGAAUGGUUAGGGUUAAUGACUAGUUUAGUUAGUGUCUCCUGGGCCUGGAUUGAGAAAUUGUUUCACAAAAUCGUAGGUGUUGUAAAAUUCUGUUUUCUAUUAAAGCUUUCUUAAGUUUCAUCUGA